Molecule: messenger RNA, 4686 nt
Organism: Diachasmimorpha longicaudata
Lineage: Eukaryota; Metazoa; Arthropoda; Insecta; Hymenoptera; Braconidae
Exons: 23
Coding region: 644-4546 (1300 amino acids)
Molecular function (GO): protein binding
Source: RefSeq, a predicted model, not a curated record
UAGCAACUAAAAAAUUGACCAAUCCUUAACAGUCCUCCCUCAUUCCUCCAAAAUUUUUAUAUUUUUGUUGUGGAAAAAUUAUUUAAAUUUUGAUACAGGUUGGGUUGAUAAAGUUCCCGAAGUUCAUUCAUCAAGUAAUUUAUCAAGCCCAAAUGGCAAACAAAACUUCAAUAAUCAACAACUCAUGUGCAUUAAAUUAUGAUAAUUGAAUGUUAACUGUACGACGAGAAAAAUGACGAUGAGCCCUUUCACCAUUAACUUUGGCUGCUCCACUAGGUACUCUAACAACAAGGGGAUCCUCGACAACUCGUAAAGUUGCCUCUGUAAAUUUUCGAGUAACAAGCGCCCGUUUUGCUCAUCCCCUCCCAGGGCAACGCCUCUCGACAUUUCACAUCUCCCAUCGAGCCCAAACGUAAUUGUUACACUGUGUAAACUUGUCUACGUAAUUCAGCUGUAAUGUUAUUACCCUUACUUCAGGCAGUUUCUAACUGUCUCUUCACUUGUUUUUUUUUUUAAACGCAAUUUUUUAAUUCAAAUUUUUUCAGUUUUUAUUUUGGGAUUUUACAAAGGUUCUGCCGUUUUUUUUUUUUUAUAAAUAUAAAUAGUUCAUGGUUCGAGUCGAUGACGGCACGACAUUUGGAUCAUGAGAAGAAGCUCUUACAAUAAUUAUAGGAAUAUAAUAACUUCAUCGACAGAAAACGAUUCCUGUCACUCAUCCGACCUUGACCUACAAAAUCCCAGUGGCUGUCAUACCCAGUCGCCGCAGACUCACCCCACGUGUUACAAAUUACCCGAAUUCAAAUUACACAUCACGAGAGAGAAGAAAUUUCACAGGAGUUCAAGUUCUCCAAAUAUUCCCGAUAAAUUUUCCCCUGACACCCAUCAACAUCGCCAGAUAACUUAUCUCGAGGGUACGUCGAGUCAAAAACUUCGGAAGGAGGGAGCAUCCAGGAUAUUGAGAGCAAUAAGACGUUGCAGUGAAAAAGUGAAGGCAAAGGACAACUCCUUAUCGCCGAAGAGAGAUAACAGCAAGAGUGACGUUGUUAUCUUGUACCAGGGUGAACCGACGUCUAACCAGAAUUCACCCUCGACAACCCCAAAGACCCUAGUUCGCACCUCUAAAUCCGACCACACAGUAGUAACGCAGUCCAACCCAUCUAAUCAACAAAAAUUUUAUUCGAGAGACAGUCCGAGAAGACCUCCAAAAUUAUUGCGCAGACGACGACGACCACCUCACCGUCGUCCAUUAAGAAGACAAUCAUUAAAUGUCAAUAUCAUUCAGGAGUCGAGAGUUCCUGAUUCAGAGAGACGAAGCCCUUCCCCGUACCCGAGACAGUCAACUAAUGAUGUCAUUAGACAUAUGGCUCAUCCUGUGAAUGAAAGGGGAAACGAGAAUAAAAGAAUUUUUCCUUUUCAGUCGACACCGAGUGGAAAUCUCAAAGUCAUUCCAAAUCAAGUAAUCUUUGAAUCGAAAAAAGUGAGUGUCUUAGUUGCUGACCCACGUCACGCAAAGGUGAACGUAAAAGCGGAGGCCAAUAAACCGGAGGUAGAGAUUGGUGAUACUGGACAAGCAAAGGAUCUACCACCGGGUGUGACCCCGUCAGCGAUUGAUCAUCUCCAAGCACAGAGAAAACUACCUAGAAUACCGACUCAGUACGUGCCAAGAACUCAACCGCAGAGGUCUAAAUUACGUCAGGAUCAGAUGGAGGUGAAACCGAGUAAUCAAGCCAAUCAUCAUCGUCAUCAACCAGGAAACGAAGUACCACUGGCGUCCCUUGGGUUUACGGUCGAGCAACCGAUUGAUUGGGAGAUCGUUAAUUUACCGGAAAAGACUGAUUUGUAUGAAGAAUUAGCAAGAAGAAUCACUAAUUACAAAAAUGCAGAUUGUGUAGUGCAUUUAGGUCACGAUGAGUUUCACUGUCACCUCCUGGUGCUCCAGAGCUACAGUACCUUGUUCGACGAAAAAAAUUGCAAAGAGAUCGACCUAACUGAGAGCAGCGUGACAUCAAGAGCAUUUUCCAUCAUCUACGACUGGAUGAUAAGCUGUAGCAGUGAGAGCUGUCACCUUCUGAGGAGGGAUAAUAUUCUUGAAAUAUUUACGGGAGCACAAGUCCUCGGAAUCAAAGAGUUGGAGGAGCAAUGCUGGUCUUUUAUCGAGAACGAAGAGUUGUUCAGUGAAGACACGGCAUUUCUACUCUAUCUCGAGGCCAAGAAAAUCGGCAAUUCCGCUGUCAUGGAGCUCAUGAUCCCCAGGAUAAUGAAAUUCUUCCUGAUGCUCGUCAGCACUAAAGAUUUCCUAGAACUUUCUGUUGACGAACUUUGCCUACUCCUUCGCUCCGAUCACAUUUGCGUCAACAGUGAAAUGGAAGUUUUAAUGUCAGCCGUUAGAUGGCUGAUGUACGACUGGGAAACUCGUAAAGAAUAUCUUCUCGAUGUUCUAAAAUGUGUCAGAUUUGGUCUUAUCGCACCUUGGCAGCUGGUUGAUGUCAAGAGAAAUCCAGAGAAUCCAGAAUUUAUGGAACUUAUGUCCUACCCCGAGAUACAAAAAAUGGUGGACGAUGGACUUUCAUUUGUGAUCAUUAAGUACUGGUAUGGAAAUCAGACUGAGGAUUAUUACCACUGGAUUGAACUAUUGGGACUCACUGAACCGGUUAAUCGCAACUGGGCUGGGGAAGAAAAGAACUACGUGACCUAUCGGGAAUUCCUGCUAUACCUCGAGGAGUACCAGAGGACGAAAAUAAGUGAAUUAAAGACAAAAAAUAUUGACAAAUCCCAGACGAUGUCCAACGACUGCACAGAAUCGCCAAUCAGACAGCCUAAUAACUACCAGAAUUUUCAUAAUCCCAGAUCAUCGUCAUCAGGUCAAGUGAAUUUACCCCCCAGCAUUGGUGGUAGACCCUCGAGAUGCCCAAGGAUGCCGGUUGGGGGUCAGGGAGCCCAAAGAGCACCUCCCGGCUUCGGUAUGCCGCCUGAAAUUCUCAACAAGUACUUGAGCAGCCUCGGGAGUCAUUCCAAGGUGAUUAUUCCCGGUCAUGCUGAUGUAUCACAAACGAGAAACAUGGCGAAUGAUGUUAGAUGCGAUCAGUGGAAAUCAAAUACUGGAUUAAAUUGGAUAAAAAUGAAACAGAGAAAGAGAGGAUUUUACACAGCUAAUGGAGAGUACUCGGAUUCUUCAAGAUCUGAGGAAGAAGCUGCUACAACUAUACAGGCGGUUUAUAGGGGCUAUAAAACACGACAGACAUUUCAAGAGAUAAAGAAAAUGUCUUCAGAAGAGAAUCAGAACGCGAGGAGAGUGGCUCAAUUACUAUCGAUUCCCUCGAUCAAUAAAGAUAAUUUGCAUCAACCCAUGGAGCCCGUGCGACUGCCAGAAGGUGGUGGAAUGUCUGGAGACCCCAAAAGAGUAAAUAUUGAAACUCCAGAGCGAAGUCCUCGAUUUCGCGAGCCCCCAGAGGCGAUUCAAACCCUCCAUCCACCGAAUCCCCUCGAUUUUGACGGUGGAACGAGCUCAGUGUCUCAAUUUUUCGACACAGACACCGAGAAUUCCUUCACCCCAAGGCUACAUAAGUCAGCAAAUACGAAUAUAGAGGAGACUGUCCUAGUUUUUGGUGGAAUUGAUCCGCACGUGGAGUACGGUGUCCCGGGUAACACUGGCAGAGACAUUUACAGGUAUAAAUCAGUGGAAAAUAUCUGGGAAUUUGUGGGUGAAAUACCAGAGCCAAGACAUCAUCACUCGUUAUGUGUCUUAGGAAGAAGAAUUUACCUAGUGGGUGGUGGUGAUCCUAGCGAAGACAAUCACCAAUAUCAGACUCCAGUCGUGGGAACAGUCUGGAGCUAUGACAUCGACACAAGGAGUUGGUACAAUGAGUCAGGAUUACUAACACCAAGAAAGAACUUCGGUCUUGUCGUCAUCAACGAGAGGAUGUACGCCAUUGGUGGACAGGAUAAAAACGGAAUGGCUUUGAGAUCAGUGGAAGUAUUCGACCCUGCGGAGGGUACUUGGCGUACAGCUCCCCCAAUGCACACUGCCAGAAUAGGCCCAGCAAGUGUGAAAUACGGUAAUUACAUCUGGGUAGGGGGUGGCAUGACAAUAUCGAAGAGAGAACCCCUCUCCAGAGACGUCGAGUGUUUCGAUCCCUCGAAAAAUAUGUGGAUUAAUAUUGAACCCCUACGUGCCCCGAGGUGCUUUGCCUCCUUCUACGUUAUGUUUGAUAAAUUAUACUUGAUUGGGGGUGCUGGGAGGUCACUGAAAAAAUCAGGAAUAACCGAGAGCAUCGACACAAUCGAUGUCUGGGACCCUGAGCUGAGGAUCUGGAGGGAUUUCUCGAAGAUGACUACUGGAAGACACAGUCACUCGACUGGUUCGAUAGGUGAUCAACUGAUCAUAAUUGGGGGAUUGACAACGAUUUUCAUGAAAACAUUGAAGACAAUCGAGUGUUUUUGUUUCGAAAGAUCGAAAUGGAUUAGAGGAGUCACCUCACUUCCUCACGCAGUCUCUGGACAUGCGACUGUUUCUCUUCGUUCAGAGAAUCACUCCAGGAGUUAUUGAAAAAUGAAUUAUUCAUGCGGAUAAAAUAUUCACUCACCCCGUUCGCCACAACUGCUUCACCUCAGCGUUCCAUCAUGUCCAUUGUCCCAUCUUCAUUCACUUCACUUCACUUCACUUCACUUCACCACAUCCUGAGGAAA